Messenger RNA from Leguminivora glycinivorella, 2702 nucleotides. RefSeq lists its product as uncharacterized. Lineage: Eukaryota; Metazoa; Arthropoda; Insecta; Lepidoptera; Tortricidae. The record is from RefSeq and is a predicted model, not a curated record. Bases 1110 to 2282 code for a protein of 390 amino acids. The transcript is spliced from 5 exons. Gene Ontology annotation, molecular function: nucleic acid binding.
ACUGAUGUCACUCUUUUUUUUUUUAAUUUAUUUCAUGACCAUGGAUACAAGUCCUUCAGUCGCAUUCUUAGAGUUAACAAACUUAACAAUUACAAAACAAAUAUAACUAUGACUAUGAAAUACAUGAAAAUUAAACAGUUUCUAAAGUAUUUAAAAUGAAUUUGAACACAGGGUUAAAAUAAACUGGAUUAGAUAAUAAAUCCUGAACGCGGCGGGGAACACUUAACGAAUUUUCUUCUGCAAUGUCACUAAUCACACUGACAAGCAAUAACCUCUGUAACGAAAACGACUCGCACUCAAAAAUCACAUGUUUUAUAUCUGCAUUUUCUUUGUAGCAAUAAGUGCACUUAUCAUCAGUGAUAAUAUUCUUCCUCUUGAGAUGCGCUGGAACCAAACAAUGACCAAAACGUAGCCUAUUUAUGCAGGUUAUGAACUUUCUGUUGCUGUAUUUAAAACCAUAGUACCACGGUCUUGUUGGUAAUGAUCCUGUUAUGAGAGUAUUCGCCGAGAUAUUAGUUGGCUGAGCAAAUUCUACUGGGUAUAAUAUUUUAUCCAAGACAACAUGGUUCUCGCAAGACAACUCCUUCAGACAAAAUCUCUCAGCCAGCUGUAGUCGUCGCAAGGACAAGGGAGGUUGCGCUUCAUAUAUGGCAGGCUUCACGUUUAUAUCUACCAGAGUUGGAUAGUGGUAACUGUCAGAAAGUGUGUGUAGCCCUUAAGUAAUACAUUACAUAGUCUAUGACGAGAUGCUCUAUAAUGUCUUUGAACGUUUUUUUUUCUUCUCUCCCUUCUCGCUGCACCACUCGGCCGAGCACGACAUUUUUAAUCUAUAAAAUGUAAUUUUAUGUUUUUACUUUGACCAUGUACAUGGUCCUUCAUGUAAAGCGAUACAGGCAAUAAAAGCCAUGUGAGUAUUCUGAAUUUCAUUUAAAAGCCCACUACACUCGAUCCCACCUUUACUGAGAUAUUGAGAGAUAUCAGCCAGUGACGUUUUCCGUCACAGGUUAUGGGAACAGAGCUGAAUUUAAACUACAAUUAAAUCGCACAAAGGAAUAUAAACGUAAGGAUCGAGUGUCAGUGUUUGGGCUAUUGGAUCUCAUCACAUCACAAUGGACUCCGCCGCCGCCGAGUCGAGGCAACCUAACCUCAACCACCACGUGUCCAUCGAGAAGCUUCGCGACGCCUCCAAUUACUUCUCUUGGAAGUUCACAACUAAGAACAUACUUAUUUUAGAAGGUUUGUGGAAUGCCGUUGAGGGCCGUGAAACGGAUGGCGAUCGGCAGAAUCGUGCUCUGGCACGUAUAUGUCUUUCAUUGAACAAGGACCUGUAUCAAUAUGUUAGGAAUUGCACGACGCCUGCAGAUGCUUGGAGCAAACUAAAGGACGCAUUUGAAGAUAAAGGCCUGUAUCGCAGGGUACUUUUACUUAGAAAACUUCACAGAAUUCAAUUCAGUGAACAUUCAUCUAUGGCGAGCUACAUAGACAGCAUAAUAACUAUCGUUCAGCAACUAGAAGACAUAGGGCGAACUAUUGAGGAUGCCGAGGUCGCUGAAAUCUUAUUAAGUGGCUUACCAGCUGAAUAUGACACCGUCGUUUCAAGUCUAUCAACUGCGGCAGUAGGUCAAACUGUGAAAAGUGAAGUGAUAAAGUCCCGUCUGCUCCAGGAAUUCUCAAGGAAAUCUUCAAUUGAAUCUACAGCUGCUUUUGUUACUAAAAAGCAAGUCACCUGUGAUUUCUGCAAGCGCCAAGGUCAUACAAAGGCCCAAUGCUUCAAGCUCAAAUCGAAGAAGAGGAAGUCGUCUAACCCUAACAUGGACAGAACCAACAUGGUCGCUGCUUUUAUGGCUAGAACUCCACAAGAAAAUUUUUACUUAGACUCUGGUGCUACAAAUAGCAUGGUCAAUAAUAAGAAUCUUUUAUCUGAUACAUUACCUUGCCAGUCUAAUGUUAUUGUUGCAGACAAUAAUAAAAUAUCUUGUGAGGCCAUAGGAAAGCUGCAAUUUUCAUUGAAAGAUAAGGAAGAAGCCAUCAAUAACUGCACUGCUUGUCUUGAGGGGAAGAUGUCGGCCGCACCUUACCCAAAAGGACAGGCCAAGCGGGCUGAUGAAGCACUGCAGCUCAUCCACAGCGACGUCCUUGGGCCUGUACAGGAGCCAAGCUGGGGAGGCAAGAGGUAUCUUGUCUGCUUCACCGAUGACUACACCAGAAAAUCAUUCGGUUUUCUCAUGAAGGAAAAAUCAGAGAUGGAUCUGAUGGAGAUGACGAGGAGUACCAGUCACUGACCGAGCCCAACUCCGAUGACUUCGCCGACGGUGGGCGCGUGGAGCGACCUACAUCUCAGCAAGCAUCUUGUGGAGGGGAAGCGGUGCAUUCCGUACCCGACUUCAGCGACAGUUCUGCUGACGAUGAGCGCGUGGAGCGCUGUCCAUCGUCUGAGCGGGCAUCAUCUGGAGGGGAAGCGGUACUUGAGGGUGAAGCCUCAAUUGGUACAUCCGAUCGUCCUGUCCGUGUCAGGCGACCCCCACAAAGGUAUGGUGAUUACGAUUUUUCAAUGUUAACCCAACGUACCUCAUUUGAAGAACCCCAGUCUUAUCGUGAGGCUAUUGUAUCGCCAUAUCAUGAUGAUUGGAUGAAUGCAAUGCAAUGUGAGUAUGACUCGUUGGUUUCAAAUAAGGUAUGGACUUUGGUUGAUAGACCCACUA